CGGGAACGCGACGCUUCCUGGUUAACUACAAAUGGAGCCAUCGCCCUGUUUUUAAACCUGAGCUGCGGUGGGAAAUCUGGUCGAAGGGAUCGCAAUGUCCCCCACGAGGGAUUGCAGCUUGGUCGUCGCCGUCGUGCUCUACCUGUGCGUGACCGCGACAUGUACAUUCCCAUCUUUGGAUCACUUAAAAGCGCAAGCCAGCGACAAGACACAGGGCAGAGCUGUGGUCGGGCUGCUGAGACGCCUGCUGGGGAACCGAUCCACAGAGUUUAUCAUCAUAGUUAAUCGGAGCCUCUCCAACGAUAGCCUCGAUGUGUGUGAGCUCAAAUCCACGAGAAACAACAAGAUAGUCGUUACGGGCAACACUGGCGUGUCUGUGGCCUCGGGGCUUUACAACUAUUUGAAGUAUUUCUGCAAUUGUCACGUUUCGUGGUCCGGUGAUCAGCUGGAUCUGCCCCGUCCUCUUCCGAAAGUCUCCGGUGUCCUCCGCAUCAACACCCAGCACAGGUUCCGCUACUAUCAGAAUGUCUGCACUGCAAGUUAUUCGACUGUGUGGUGGGACUGGCCAAGGUGGGAGAGGGAGAUUGACUGGAUGGCACUUAAUGGGAUCAAUCUUCCAUUGGCUUUCACUGGUCAAGAGGCCCUGUGGCAAGAGGUUUACCGCGCUCUUGGUUUAAACCAAUCGGAAGUGGAAGAAUUCUUCGCCGGCCCGGCAUUUCUGGCCUGGAACCGCAUGGGAAACAUGUUCAAGUUUGGUGGGCCUCUGCCGCAAUCCUGGCAUGUCAACCAGCUGACCCUCCAAUUUAAAAUCUUGGCACGCAUGAGAUCAUUUGGCAUGAUUCCAGUGCUGCCAGCCUUCUCUGGGAACAUCCCCAAAGGAAUCCUCAGGUUGCAUCCAGAGGCAAAUGUAACAAGACUCGGGCCUUGGUCUCAUUUCAACUGCAGCUUCUCCUGCUCCUAUAUCUUGGACCCGAGGGAUCCGCUUUUCCUCCGGAUUGGUUCCCUCUAUCUCUCCCAGGUGAUCAAACAAUUUGGGAGCGAUCACAUCUACAACACGGACACCUUCAAUGAGAUGAUUCCGCCCUCCUCGGACCCCGCUUACCUGUCAGCGGUCAGUCGAGCCGUCUUUGCCUCAAUGACCGCCGUCGAUCCUCAGGCAGUUUGGCUGAUGCAGGGUUGGUUGUUCUUUAGUGCUGGCGAUUUCUGGAAGCCUGCCCAGAUCCAGGCCCUACUACACGGCGUGCCGCUUGGACGGAUGAUCGUGCUGGAUUUGUUUGCAGAGACGGAGCCAAUUUUCUCCUACACUGAGUCUUUCUACGGCCAGCCUUUCAUCUGGUGCAUGCUGCAAAACUUUGGCGGCAACAGCGGUCUCUUUGGCACAGUUGAGAGUGUCAACUCGGGGCCCUUCAGAGCCUCGCGUUUCCCCAACUCCACCAUGGUGGGCGUGGGGAUGACACCCGAGGGCAUCGAGCAGAAUCCCGUCAUGUACGAAUUAAUGAGCGAACUGGCGUGGCGCAAGGAGCCCGUCAACUUGGUCAAAUGGGCGUCCCUGUACGCUCUGCGUCGUUACGGCACCACGCAAGAGAGUCUGAUCGCCGCGUGGAGACUCCUGUUCUCCAGCGUCUACAACUGCACCGUGCCGCAUUAUCGAAAUCAUAACCACAGCCCUCUGGUGCGCCGGCCUUCGUUCCGACUUCAAACCGACCUUUGGUACGACCCUGGGGACUUGUUCAAAGCGUGGCAACUCCUCGUCCAAGCGGCGCCUUCCCUUAUGUCCAAGGAAACGUUCCGGUACGAUCUGGUCGAUGUCACCCGGGAGGUCUUGCAAGUUCUAACCACCAAGUUUUACCUGGAUAUCGCAGAUGCUUUUCAUAAACAAAAGUUGCCGGAACUGCUGGUUUCAGCAGGGGUGCUCCUGUACGACCUUUUGCCAGAACUCAAUCGUUUACUUUGCAGCGAUGGGAAUUUCCUCUUGGGAAAAUGGCUGGAGCAGGCCAAAUCUUUAGCUCUUGAUGAGGAGGAGGCCCAGCUUUAUGAUAUGAAUGCCAGGAACCAGCUGACUUUGUGGGGCCCCAAUGGUGAGAUCCACGACUAUGCCAGCAAGGAGUGGGGAGGCCUCGUGGAGGACUACUACGCCCAACGAUGGGGCCUUUUUGUCCAAACACUGGUGGAGUGUCUGGACAGUGGACAGCCAUUUAAGCAAGAUGCCUUCAACCAGGCGGUCUUCCAGGUAGAAAAGGGAUUUAUUUAUAAUGGUCAAAAGUACCCCACAAAGCCUCAAGGUGACACGUACGAGAUCACCCGUAGGAUCUUCCUAAAGUAUUACCCACUAGCCUUGAAAACCUUGAAAAGACUUUAAUGAUCAACAGAGACUACAUAAAGGAAGAAUGUGAAGAGGUGCCCCAAACUACUUUAAGAGAAAAAUGAUCAAACAAAAGAAAUGUUUUAUCGGACACAGAAUCUAAAGAGAAAUAAAAUCUGUCAAAUGA
Messenger RNA from Syngnathus typhle (broad-nosed pipefish), 2489 nucleotides. It is a transcript of the gene naglu, whose product is annotated as N-acetylglucosaminidase, alpha. NCBI's taxonomy places the organism in Eukaryota, Metazoa, Chordata, Actinopteri, Syngnathiformes, Syngnathidae. The transcript is spliced from 6 exons. Bases 95 to 2359 code for a protein of 754 amino acids. The record is from RefSeq and is a predicted model, not a curated record.